CACCAACUUCUGCAUACACCUGCACCCUCAACAAGUCUCUGCAUUAAAACCCCUCCACCCAAUUCCAGCCAACUACCAUGCGCUUCGCCUCCAUUACCUUCAUUGCCUGCGCCGUCCUCAUCGCCUCGCCCGAUAUUGCCAUGGGCGCCCCUACUGGCACCAAGGGAUCGGCUGUUGGUUCCAAGGGAACAACAGGCAAGGCCAAGUCUGCUCCUGCUCCUGCUCCUGCUCCUGCUCCUGCUCCUGCAGCCAAGUCCAAGUCCAAGUCGGCCACCUCAACCAGCGCUGCACCUACCUCAGCCAACCUGACGCACGACAAGUGCCCAACCGGCGUCCUCUUCACUACCGAUCACUGCUGCUUCGAGGAGAACGGCCAGUACGUCCUGUCGCAGCAAUGGACCAAGGGGCUGGGCACCGAUGAUUACUUCACCAUGCACGGUCUGUGGCCAAACACCUGUGCGGGUAAAUUGACCCCUUCUGCCGGAUGCGAUAGUUCACGGGUGUACAAGAAAGUGGAGGCGCUGAUCAAGCCGCUGAAGCCUGCGCUGGUGACUGAUAUGACAAAGUACUGGCCGUCGAAGGGCAAGCCCAAUGAUGACUUCUGGGGCCAUGAGUGGUCGAAGCACGGUACCUGUGUGAGUACCCUGCGCCCGCAGUGCUACAAGUCGUACACCAAGGACCAGGACAUCGUCGACUACUUCACCAAUGCCAUGAACCUGCACAAGAAGUACGACUAUGCUGCUGCCCUGAAGAAGCACAGCAUUGUGCCGGACAACACGAACCUUAAGGCUAUCAACACUGAGCAUGGCGUCAACGUCGUGCUCAAGUGCAAGACUAACCCUGCCACCAAGGUCAGCGAGCUCAACGAGGUCUGGACCUACUUCAGUGUCCAGGACCUGAACACUUACAUUGCGACUCAGCCGGGUAGCAGCGACACAUGCCCCACGCAAUUCCUGUACUUUAAGAAGUAG
Molecule: messenger RNA, 971 nt
Organism: Linderina pennispora
Lineage: Eukaryota; Fungi; Kickxellomycota; Kickxellomycetes; Kickxellales; Kickxellaceae
Product: ribonuclease T2
Exons: 3
Coding region: 78-971 (297 amino acids)
Biological process (GO): RNA catabolic process
Cellular component (GO): extracellular region
Molecular function (GO): RNA binding; ribonuclease T2 activity
Source: RefSeq, a predicted model, not a curated record